AGUGACGUCACGAGCAGCUGACCUGAGAGGAAGUAAACAGUGAAUAACACAGAGAAGGACGGAGACGAGGUUGGCUCUGCAGAUGGCGUCUGUAGUCUGCACCUUACGGGACCAUCAGGACGACAUCAACUGGUGUGCAUUCUCCGCCAAACUGUUGGCUACCUGCUCCGGGGACAAAACCCUCAGGGUGUACAAUGCUGAAGACUUCUCCGAGCUGCCUUUCUCACCUCUGAAGGGACACAGCUACAGCGUCCACUGCUGCUGCUUCAGCCCCUGCGGCCAGUUCCUCGUCUCCUGCUCCACUGAUGCGACCACGCUGGUGUGGUCCAUGGUCACGGGGAAAAUCGAGGCCGUCCUGGAACAUCCCGGCCGCAGCCCUGUUCGGAUCUGUGCGCUGUCUCCCAACGCGGUCCACCUGGUUUCAGGUGCAUCUGAUGGCACUUUAGCUCUCUGGGAUUUCCACUCUAAGAGGCUGUUCAGGACUGGAGGAGUGAGAGACACAACAAUGGUAGCUUGUUCCUUCAGCCCUUGCAGUCAGAUGUUCAUGACGGGCUCCACCUAUGGAGAUCUGCGUCUGUGGGAUCUGCGCUUAAACCAACUCCUUGCAAAGAAGGACGCCCACGACCUGGGGGUGUCCUGCUGCAGCUUCGCUCCCGGCAUCCUCAGCGGCAACCAAGUUGUGCAGUUUCGUUUGGCAUCUUGCGGACAAGACUGUUACCUGAAGGUCUGGGUUCUUAACAAGUUCCCCUCUGGAGGCUUUUACAUGGUGCUCCUACAUACACUAAUCGGCCAGACGGCUCCGGUCUUCUGCUGUGCGUACUCCUCUGAUGGGCAGCUGCUUGCGUCUGGCUCAAUGGACAAAAGCGUCAAGAUCUACGAUGCGAAUUAUGGCAUUCCGCUUCACACACUGAACCACCAUGAGAGGUAUGUGACAGCAUGCGCCUUCCAUCCAACAGCACCACUGUUCGCCACCGGAUCCAUGGAUAAAACCGUAAACAUCUGUCGGCUGGACGACGGGUGCAGGGGCAGGAAGCCGUCGCCUGGAAAAGCCGCGGCGAGCCGAUCGAAGCUGCUGGUCGCUGAUUGGUCGGAGGGGGACGUGUCAGAGUGGCUGGCGGAGGAAGGGCUCCAGGGAUUGGUGGAGAAAUUCAAGGCCAAUAACAUAGAUGGGACAGAGCUGCUGAGUCUCACCAAGGAGACGCUGGCGUCAGAGCUGGCCAUAGAGUCUGUCGGCCUGCGAGGUAAACUCCUGAGGAAAGUGGAGGAGCUGAAAAGAGGUUCAAUAUGCUCUGGGAUUCCUGACGAGUUUCUGUGUCCAAUCACCAGAGAGCUUAUGAGGGAACCAGUCAUGGCAGCUGAUGGCUACUCGUAUGAAAAGGAGGCAAUUGAGAAGUGGAUCCACACCAAGAACCGUUCCAGCCCAAUGACCAACCUUCCCCUGCUGACAACCUUCCUCACACCCAACCACACCCUCAAGAUGGCCAUCAGCCGCUGGAAGACCAGCCAGUAGCCUCCUCUGACCUGGUCGGCGUGUUUUCCUUCAGACAUCGAUAGAAAACAAGAUGCAUCUGCUUCUGCUUUAUUCUCACGCUGAGGUUCUUUGCGGAGGAGCCAAGCUGGAUUAAGUAAGGGUGAAGAUUAAGUGUACAUCUGCCCGACUCUAACAUCGGAGGCCGGCAGCUGCAACACGGCAGAGACUAAGAUCUGUUUGUCACCACUGUUGAUAAAAAGGUAAUAAAUGUGGAAUGAUCAGUUUAAAAAGUCACCAAAAAAUGAAAACUUUUCAUUAGUUGAUUUUUAUUCAAGUUCCACAGUUAUGUUCAUAUUUACUUUAUAAGUGGGUUCACAAUUAUGUCAGAACAAAUUAAGAGGAGGGUGAUAUGAUGAUGUUAGACCAUGAAGUACUAGAAUGUGUUCUGGAAAGUCAGAAAGUCAAAGCUGGUAAAACUGAACAUCUGUUGCCACCUGCCUACCUUAUGGAUAUUAUGGAAUAUAUCGGCAUUAUGAAUAUUUCCUUAAGUCUUAAUAUUAAUCAGCCCGAGCUGUGAGAGUCUGUUGUUGGAGAACACGGUGAUGUUAUUCUUUGCCUAAACUCUUUAUGUUAUUUAUUUCUAGAAACUCUGCAAUAACGAUAAUAAAUAUGUUCAUUUUCAGAAAUGAGACCUUUACCUGAAAUACCGCUGAUCACCACUUGGUGCAUAUUUUGAAGCAUCCCUGGCCUCUUAUAUUGACUUGCACUUAAAAUCUGUAAAGAGGAUGAUUAAAGUUACAGUGCCAAAUUUAUUGGUACCUUUAACAAAGACGUGUAAAAAAUAUUUUUUGCUUAAUAGAUGUAUAGUAAUUUGCUAAGACGCAUUUAAAAUCUGGUAAGAAUCUUUUUUUUUUUUACAGAAAACAUUCUGCUUUUACUUUAAAAUACUUGUUCCAUUUCGGUUCGGGAUCUGUUGUUGCGAUGUCGUUUCUUGGCGCCACAUGCGGGUAGCGACGACACCGGGCCAAAACAGCUUAAGCUUUACGUCUCGGGAACAUCUGUCAACAUCCGACUGGUAAUAAAUCAAUGACAUUCAUUAAAACUGUGUGACAUUUAUACGCGGCAAUGUAUGAAGUUUAAUUAAAGCAGUCCGUGUCGUUUUACUUUAAUGUGAAGAUGGACGAGAGUUUUUCCAUUCAUAUGCAUGUCGGAGCUCAAUCAAUGUUUUUUUUUAAUUUUACUGUAAAAGAAGCAGAUAUAGAAAUACAGUCCUUCAUUAAUAUAUAUAUUUUUUUAUUAUACCACAGUUAUAACGUGGCAACACUGUGUAUAUCAUAGUAUAACUCUGCAAAGGGUAUAUGACAACUAUGAACAUAAAGCAAUGUAAUAAGUCUCUUAAGGUUUAUCCGUCCUACAUUCUGUGAUUUCUCUCUGUGCGUCCUUUUAAACUCACGAACACUCGAUCUAAAUAUGUUCUCUGCUAUGUAAAAAUAAAUAACAUAACUAU
This is a messenger RNA of Gambusia affinis (western mosquitofish), 2978 nucleotides long. RefSeq names its product WD repeat, sterile alpha motif and U-box domain containing 1 (gene wdsub1). Bases 83 to 1510 code for a protein of 475 amino acids. The record is from RefSeq and is a predicted model, not a curated record. NCBI's taxonomy places the organism in Eukaryota, Metazoa, Chordata, Actinopteri, Cyprinodontiformes, Poeciliidae. Gene Ontology annotation, biological process: protein ubiquitination. Gene Ontology annotation, molecular function: protein binding; ubiquitin-protein transferase activity. The transcript is spliced from 12 exons.